This is a messenger RNA of Haliotis rubra (blacklip abalone), 823 nucleotides long. RefSeq names its product phospholipase A and acyltransferase 3-like. The coding region runs from base 181 to 726 and encodes 181 amino acids. Gene Ontology annotation, molecular function: glycerophospholipid phospholipase A1 activity; A2-type glycerophospholipase activity. The record is from RefSeq and is a predicted model, not a curated record. NCBI's taxonomy places the organism in Eukaryota, Metazoa, Mollusca, Gastropoda, Lepetellida, Haliotidae. Gene Ontology annotation, biological process: N-acylphosphatidylethanolamine metabolic process. The transcript has 5 exons. Gene Ontology annotation, cellular component: cytoplasm.
UGUCCGUGUCUAUAAAUAACUCGCCACGACGAUUUCCCAGGAAUACAAGUGGAAAUCCCACUGGCUAUAUGACGUCACUCCAUACGGAAGUAUCCUAAGACAGGACAGCGGCCCGGGGGAGCGGAAACUGAGCAAACCUGUGGGAGAGGCGAUAUCAACAGUUCGUGACCUUGUGCCGGAAUGACGUCAAAGGAGGUUCGCCGCCAUAAUGAAGCUGUGUACACUGACCUGGAGGUUGGGGAUUUGCUGGAGUUUAAACGAGGAAUGUACUCCCACUGGGCGUUAUUCAUCGGUAACAGCGAGGUGAUCCAUCUCUCGGGCGAGGACGACGACGGCCUUGGCGAGGUGGACAGGACGCACAUCUUCACCAUCAGCGGAGUAACAUUCGACAAGGCGAUCGUUCGCCGAGACAACUUCUGGGACGUCGCUGGCGAUGACAUGGUCUACAAGAAUAACAGCAACGACUCCAAGUGGAAGUCUUUACCCCCGUCUCAGAUUGUAGAAAGAGCCUUGUCCAAGAUCGGCCGUGUGGGUUACAACCUCAUCUUCAGCAACUGUGAGCAUUUUGUGAAAUGGUGCCGAUACAAUAUGGAACGAAGUGACCAGGUGGAGAGUUAUGCCACAGGCCUUGCUGUGGGAGGGGCUAUUGCGGCCGUGGUGGGUGUGGUCGCCUGGCUGGGGAGCGGCUCAAAGGACCAGACAAAGGAGAGAAAGUCCGAGCACUGAUUACUCAAGCAUCGCAUUCUGUCACCCCGGAUCCAUGAGAUUACUGAUAAUGAAUAACUUCGUUACAUUCGUAAUAAAUGGGAUACACACAGGCCAA